AAAUAAAACACGUACUCACUACUCCGUUGUCACAAGCACAAUCAACCGGCCGCUUCCUCUUUAUCUUAACCUCCAAGGCUCCAGUCGGUGCUACCAGAAAUCCUAUCGACACGAAAAACAUCGCCGGGAAAAAUGGUGGAUGACAAGUCAGUGCUCGCAGUCAUCCGGGCCGCGAGGCCGUCCUUCAGGAACAAAGCUGACAAGGUGGCGUUCGCCGUCCACGCCCCCUUUGUCGCCGCAGGAUUCGUGCUCCAUGCCGCUGGUCCCCCCGCCGCCGCGGACGACGCCCUCUCCUCCGCCUGUUCCGAUGAGGUAGGGGUAGAUAACUGGAACGAGCUGGACGAUGACUACGCUUUCUUGUACACAAACCCUGCGAAUUCGAAGAAGGUACUAGUUAAGUGCCUGGCGAUGAAUGACAAGUUGCUUGUUGAUGCUUUGAGUGAAGACAGCUCGGAACCUAUUCAUCUCGAAAUCAACAUCGGGGAUUAUGUUACGGAGAAUGGGGGCAGCAAUUAUGCUGCGCAGUACAAGAAUUCUGAGCAGCUGGUGAAAAUAAUAGAUAAAGAAAUUUUGUCUAAAAUCAUUGGUACUCCAAAGGAGAGUCCAUCAACUAAGCCUUCAAGUUCUAGAACAAGGGAUACGGAAGACACUGAACCUGAGAUUCAGAGGCCUCAACCCUCUCCUGGAUUUGAUUAUCCGCCGGUGAAUCCUGGUGGUUUCAGUGAUCUCUUUCCUGGGCCUGGUGCUGGAAUGUACCCUAACAGAGGUGAUUUUGGCAUUGGUAGUGGGGGCAUGUUUGUAGGACCUGACCAUCCUCUAUUUCGUGGGAGUGGGAGAGGGAUAGAUCCUGCUUUGCCUGGAGGAUUACCCAGGGGUAUUCCACCAGGUGCGCGAUUCGAUCCUUAUGGCCCUCCAGGCGUUCCUGGUUUUGAGCCUGGUCGAUUUGUCAGAGACCCACGAAGGAGUGGCCCGAAUCAUCCCGAUCUCGAGCCCUUUCGAGAUGACUAUAUCUAGAGUUUACACUAUUUCUCCAUCCCCGUUGCUAUUUGCUUGUGCAUAGCGGGGCUUCUUCUUUUUUCCCGAUUGAGGAAGUUUUUGUUCUGGUAUCUGGGUUACUGUUUGUAAAUUUGCUGUGGUAGAGCUUAGACAUCAGAGCAUGUCUCAGAUUUUUGGUUUCUGUCUUUAAUUUCUCUUCGGUUCUUAUGUGAUUACCUGAUAUUGGCAUUGGAGAAAAUUGUGGCUACUGGCAAGGAUCUUUGAAAUUUGGUUAGAUAGUUAAGCUCAUUUGUCUUCAGUUAUACUA
This is a messenger RNA of Rhododendron vialii, 1303 nucleotides long. RefSeq names its product probable proteasome inhibitor. Gene Ontology annotation, molecular function: proteasome binding; endopeptidase inhibitor activity. The transcript has 9 exons. Bases 133 to 1014 code for a protein of 293 amino acids. Gene Ontology annotation, biological process: proteasome-mediated ubiquitin-dependent protein catabolic process. The record is from RefSeq and is a predicted model, not a curated record. Lineage: Eukaryota; Viridiplantae; Streptophyta; Magnoliopsida; Ericales; Ericaceae.